Molecule: messenger RNA, 1074 nt
Organism: Aureobasidium melanogenum CBS 110374
Lineage: Eukaryota; Fungi; Ascomycota; Dothideomycetes; Dothideales; Saccotheciaceae
Exons: 2
Coding region: 1-1074 (357 amino acids)
Biological process (GO): secondary metabolic process
Source: RefSeq, a predicted model, not a curated record
AUGGUUGCCCUGGAAACAGUUCGCGCAUCGAACGAAAAGAUCGCAUCCACCCUUCCUCCUGGACUUGUCGCCGUGUUCGUCGGUGCAACAAAUGGUGUUGGAGAAGCUACAGUCCGCCAGUUCGCGAAAUGGACAGCGGCUCCGCGAGUCUAUCUGAUUGGACGCUCGCAGGAAGCCGGCACACGCAUUGUUAAUGAGUGCAAAGCAUUAAAUCCACAGGGCGAAUUUACGUUUAUCAGUAAAGAUACAAGUUUGAUUCGUAAUGUCGAUGAGAUUUGCGCCCAGAUAAAGGAGAAUGAGAAAUCGGUGAACCUGCUGUUUCUCACCAUCGGCACUUUGCAGACUGGUAAAACAACCGACGAAGGUCUCCAUUACCCUGCAGCACUGGCUGUCCAUGCACGCAACCGGUUUAUCUCCAAUCUCCUUCCUCUAAUCAAUAAUGCCACAUCCUUGCGCCGAGUCGUCUCAGUGUUUAUUGCAACUCUCGAAGGAGAGAUUCAAAUGGACGACUUCCAAGGUUGGCAUAUGAAGCUCAUGGCCAACAGAGAUCACGCCGCUUCUAUCACAACCCUCUCGCUGGAAAGCCAUCACAAGGAAAAUCCAAAUGUGUCUUUUAUUCACAACUUUCCUGGUGUGGUAAAAUCAGGCAUCACACGCGGUACUUCUGGGCCUGUCUUGACUGCCGUCAAAGCCGUAGUUCGUAUCUUUGGCUCGCUGUUCUACAUGCCUCCAGAAGAGGCCGGGGAUCGUCAUGUGUUUCUAUCGACGAGUGCAAGAUAUUCAGCCGGCUUGGAAGAUCCAGCAGCUGGUGUUCCGCUUCUUGACGACAUCUCCGUUGCCAGAGGGUCUGAUGGGACAGUCGGCAGCGGUGUCUACUCCAUCAAUGCGAGUGGCGAGAGUGCUGGACCAAAAGUAGAGGAGGCUCUUGUAUCCUUGAGAAGCAGAGGUAUGAUGGAGAAAGUCAUGGACACAAUCACGGCAGAUACGAACAAGGCGCUCGCAACUCACCAAGAGUCCGGAAACCGCAAAUUUCAGGCAGAACAACAUUACACCCCAGUAGAAAGACCAACAUGA